This is a messenger RNA of Cucumis sativus (cucumber), 2328 nucleotides long. RefSeq names its product beta-glucosidase BoGH3B. Lineage: Eukaryota; Viridiplantae; Streptophyta; Magnoliopsida; Cucurbitales; Cucurbitaceae. Gene Ontology annotation, biological process: glucan catabolic process. The record is from RefSeq and is a predicted model, not a curated record. The transcript is spliced from 10 exons. The coding region runs from base 189 to 2075 and encodes 628 amino acids. Gene Ontology annotation, molecular function: beta-glucosidase activity.
AAUGGAUAAGAAACUGAAUAAAAUAAUAGUAAAAGGUUUGUAUAAAGGUCCCCACGUACUCCUUCUUCGUGUCUUGUGGAUUCCCAUUUUCUCACUGGCAGAAUCAUUCUGCCUUUUUUUCCUAAUUCGUUCAUCACUUCCAUUUUCACUUUCUUCUGUUUUGAGCUGUUUGAGUUUCAGAGCUCAAAAUGAUGCGGUUCUUAAAACCCUUGAUGGGGUUUUGGCUACUGCUUUGCUGUCUGGUUGUUGCUACAGAUGCAACUUACUUGAAAUACAAAGACCCCAAACAGCCAUUGGGUGCUAGAAUCAAAGAUCUUAUGGGUCGGAUGACUUUGGAAGAAAAAAUUGGCCAAAUGGUUCAGAUUGAACGGGCAGUUGCAACCCCAGACGUUAUGAAGAACUAUUUCAUUGGGAGUGUACUGAGUGGAGGAGGGAGUGUACCGGCGGAGAAAGCCUCGGCAGAGACUUGGGUCAAUAUGGUGAAUGAGAUCCAAAAGGGGUCUUUAGCCACCCGUCUUGGAAUCCCUAUGAUUUAUGGGAUUGAUGCUGUUCAUGGUCACAAUAAUGUGUACAAUGCCACUAUCUUUCCUCAUAAUGUUGGUCUUGGUGUUACCAGGGAUCCGGAACUUCUUAGGCGGAUUGGAGAAGCUACAGCCCUUGAAGUCAGAGCAACUGGAAUUCCAUACGUUUUUGCUCCGUGUAUUGCGGUGUGUAGAGAUCCCAGAUGGGGUCGAUGCUACGAGAGCUAUAGCGAAGAUCAUAAGAUUGUUCAACAAUUGACUGAGAUAAUACCUGGAUUGCAAGGAGCAAUUCCCUCUAAUUCGAGAAAAGGAAUUCCUUUUGUUGCUGGAAAACAAAAAGUUGCGGCCUGUGCUAAGCACUUUGUAGGAGAUGGUGGCACAACCAGGGGUAUCGAUGAAAAUAACACUGUGAUUGAUUAUAAUGGAUUGCUUAACAUUCACAUGCCUGCAUAUUAUAAUUCGAUACAAAAGGGCGUUGCAACAGUAAUGGUAUCUUACUCAAGCUGGAAUGGAGUGAGAAUGCACGCCAACCGUGACCUUGUCACUGGCUUCCUCAAGACCAAGCUCAGGUUCAAGGGGUUUGUUAUUUCCGAUUGGCAAGGGAUUGACAGGAUCACCUCUCCUCCACAUGCUAAUUAUUCUUAUUCAGUUCAAGCUGGAGUUGGUGCUGGAAUUGACAUGGUUAUGGUUCCACAAAACUACACGGAGUUCAUCGACGAGCUCACUCGCCAGGUGAAGAAUAAUAUUAUUCCAAUGAGCAGGAUCAAUGAUGCUGUUCAGAGGAUUUUAAGAAUUAAAUUCCUUAUGGGUCUCUUUGAGAACCCAUUGGCGGAUAACAGCCUAGCCAACCAACUUGGGAGCAAGGAACACAGAGAGGUGGCCAGGGAGGCUGUAAGGAAAUCGCUUGUGCUAUUGAAGAAUGGCCCCUCUGCCGAUAAGCCAUUGCUUCCUCUUCCUAAAAAAGCUGGAAAGAUACUAGUUGCAGGGACUCACGCCGACAACUUGGGCUAUCAAUGCGGAGGCUGGACGAUCACAUGGCAGGGUCAGAGUGGCAAUGAUCUCACUGUUGGUACUACCAUUCUCAAUGCUGUGAAGAAUACGGUUGAUCCUUCGACACAGGUAGUGUACAAUGAAAACCCAGAUGCAGGAUUUGUCAAGUCGAAUGAGUUCUCAUAUGCCAUAGUUGUUGUGGGGGAGCCUCCAUAUGCUGAAAUUUCUGGCGACAGCACAAAUCUCUCCAUUUCUGAACCUGGUCCAAGCACCAUAAAAAAUGUGUGUAGCAAUGUCAAUUGUGUCGUCGUCGUUGUCUCCGGUCGCCCUGUUGUGAUGCAGCCUUAUGUUGGAGUAGCCAAUGCCCUUGUGGCUGCUUGGCUUCCAGGAACAGAAGGCCAAGGUGUAGCUGACCUUCUGUUCGGUGACUACGGAUUCACCGGGAAGCUUGCUCGUACAUGGUUCAAGACUGUUGAUCAACUCCCUAUGAACGUUGGUGAUUCACAUUAUGAUCCACUUUUUCCGUUUGGAUUUGGUUUGACAACUAAACCAAACAAGUACUAGAGAAGUUAACAUUUUAGAGAAACUUCGAAGGAUAUUAUUCCAUAUUAGAUGAGGCUGUUUACAGAGCCCUCUAGUCUUAUUUUAGAAGCAUUUUUAAUACCAUCUUCUUUGAAUCUCGUAUUGAUUUUUUCUUUCCUUAAGCCUACUGAAAAAUACUUAUAAUCCAGCUUGAAUGGCUGUCAGACAAAAAUACUUACCAAAGAGAAAAAAUUGAUAUAUGCUUCUCUAGAUCUUAGGUCUAGUUUAAUCUCUA